Messenger RNA from Suillus discolor, 1494 nucleotides. RefSeq lists its product as uncharacterized. The coding region runs from base 1 to 1494 and encodes 497 amino acids. NCBI's taxonomy places the organism in Eukaryota, Fungi, Basidiomycota, Agaricomycetes, Boletales, Suillaceae. The transcript has 9 exons. The record is from RefSeq and is a predicted model, not a curated record.
AUGGUGAAGACGUUCGUCUCUACCGAAGCAGAAGUCAACAUGGGGUCAGAAGAGGAAAUAGACUAUUUUGAUGAAGAUGACAAGGCCUUUGUAGUGUCUGACGAGGCUUGUGACAAUGAUCUCGAUCGGACUUCUGGCAAUCAUUGGGCAUCGGCAUCGUCGGACCCUCUGAAAGAUGUGGCAGCAUGGCGCAUCCUGAAGGAAUUCCUCGAUACUGAUAUGAGUUUUGGCGAAAUGCAGUUUAUUCGUGACGAGAUUGGCUCUUUCCAUGCAUAUGACCUUCUGGAGGUUGAAUUCUCAGAUGAUCCAACGUCAUCGGCUCACUGGGAAUCUGUUUUGGACGCCAUCGUGGAGGCUGAGACUCCUGAGGAAAAACAACAGGUCUUUACCAAGCUAACAUCGACACCAUCAGCAGCCUCAGAUCUGCCUCCUCAAAGAGUUGGAGCCGUUGAAGAGCUGACAUCAAUUAAGCAAGAUGUCGUAACGUCAACGCCUGACCUCCCCACAUGGGUUGUAAUGGUACCCCCCAUGGAAGAUUUCAAGGUCUACACACAUUCUACCCUUCCAGGCCGUCUGUGUGUCAAGGUGGAGAACACCUAUGUUAUCAGGAACGCUUGGCCUUCCUCCCAUGUCAACUGCUUUUUCGACAUUGUCUUUCUCCCUCUGGAAGAUCAGUCCUCCGUCAAACAUAGCAUGUCAAUCCCUGGCUGGUAUCACCCCAUACGUGGGCCGUAUAGAUUUGACGUGGGCCUCGCACACUCUUAUAGCAAGCAAGCUGAUGCUCUCAGAGUGUUAUUUCCGUUUAGAGCCCACGCAGAACGAGGUAUUGGGAAGGACCCCCACGUGCCAUGCCUUCACAAUUCUCCCAAUAGUGUUUUAACCUCUGCGGGUCGAGGGAAGACCUACAUGCAUGGCCUUCUGGCGCUUGACCUGCGCAGAACCGCAGUUGUGGAGAUCCCACUUCCCAUCCCAGAGAGCAUUAGACUCCAUAAGGAGUCAGGAUGCAACCCCGCAUUUGUGCAAUUAUCAGUGCACAUGCAGGAAUCAGUGCAUGUGGAGAAUCUUCCUCUUCAACCUCUAAUAGGAAAUUCCGCGUGGGGGAUAACUAUAGUAGCACCACAACUCAAGGGGAAAACGGGAAUGGUUGUCCAAGUUGACGACAACACUGUUGUUGUACUUGACCAGUCUUCUGAAUCAGAAGUUGUUGUAACUGAGGGCAUUUAUGCCUGUGAAUUCGGAGAAAUCAAUGAGGUUGAUCCCAUGAUGCAGACAGUUGCAUUCUUCUCGUUUUCACAACAGAAGACCAUAACGCCAGUGAUGUUGUUCAAGUGGUCAGAGGUGCUCUCUGCAUCGGGCACGGUACUGCAGGUUGAUUUGGGUGAGAAAACAUUGACAUUCAAAGACACGCUCCACACCGAGUUCAAUGUUAUGAUUAUAGUUCUGCCUAUAUUGCUUAUGUUGCGAGAAUCGGCGGGUGCGGGGAUCAUGAGCUGA